UCUGCAUCUCCGGGAACGACGGCCAGACUCACCUGCACCCUGAGCAGGGUCAUCAGUGUUGGCGGCUCUAACAUCUACUGGAUCCAGCAGCAGCCAGGGAGCCUUCCCCGGGAUCUGCUGUACUACUCCUCAGACUCCGAUAAGCACCAGGGCUCUGGGGUCCCCAGCCGCUUCUCGGGCUCCAAAGACGCCUUGGCCAAUGCGGGGCUUCUGCGCAUCUCGGGGCUGCAGGCUGAGGCUGAGGCGGCCUCUCACUGGGCUACAGCUCACGGCAUUGGGAGCAGCCACCGCUCCUCACAGCGUCUCAGAGAAGGAGGAAGUGAGACAAAAAGCCCUGGACCCACAGGCCUUUUCUCUGAGUCUCUUUUAUUGAGAAACUUCUGUGGAGGCUUCUGUAGGGGAGUGUCCUCUGUGCGGAGACCUGUCUUUGCAGAGGAAGGACAGACACACAGACCAUGCUGUGGCCUGAGCCACCACAGGUGUCCCAGUAGAACACCUGGGUGA
Messenger RNA from Odobenus rosmarus divergens (Pacific walrus), 504 nucleotides. Its product is annotated as immunoglobulin omega chain-like. Lineage: Eukaryota; Metazoa; Chordata; Mammalia; Carnivora; Odobenidae. The record is from RefSeq and is a predicted model, not a curated record. The transcript has a single exon. The annotation marks the transcript as partial.